AUGGCGUACACGUCUCCAGAUGGUCCUUCCAUAGCAGGACCAUCUCGAAUGCUCAAUAAUCACACGCCAAGCUUCAUGAACAACUUGCAUCCGCCUGUACAGAAUGGGCAUCCAUACGCGUCUCCGCCAGAGACGCCAGAGACAACACCUCAUUCCACGGGAGGCUCGGACGAGGCUGGGCAUUCGCAGACUUCUUACUACCAGUCUACCACUGCUGCAUAUCACAACGAGGAAAUCCUUGGUCAUCUUUACCACACUGGGUUUCAGAUGGGUAACUAUUCAGACAUAAAUCUUCACAUCGAAAAGCGACAGUAUCGACUCCAUGCAUUGAUUUUGGCUCGCUCAACAACUCUGGCACAUCUUAUGUCUACUGCGUCACAUUCGUCUCCGCAGACAAUCUACAUCUCUCUCUCCUCGGAGCCUUUUAUUACUGAAGAGGGUUUUUCUAUUGCUCUGGGCUUUCUAUACGCCUCUGUGUCUCUGCAACUUGUUACUCCCCAGAAUGCCUUAUCGGUGCUUGCUAGCGCAUGUUACCUUGGAGGCAUGGAGGACAUGGCUGCUCACGCCUAUGCUGUGUGCAAAUCAGGCAUAUCCCUGGAGACCUUGCCCACCUGGAUGCAAUUUGUGUCCAGCAUCUCUAAUGACGACAUUGACGCCAAAGGGUCCUUGUCCUGCAGGGAGAAAAAUAGAUCGAGCGAGCAUCGCAGCAUCCUGGGCGACUAUGGCGAGCGCUUGAAAGACGACGUCAUGCAUUAUUUUAUCGCUGUCCUACCGAUCGAACUGGGCACUUUCGAGCCUCGGGCAACUGUGGCAUCACCAAAUACAUCCACUCCUGCGGCAUCGCCUGGUAGGCCAUCUGGUUACAACGUUUACCUGCACCUGUACACUUCGCUUCCUUUCACCAUUUUCAAGCUAUGUAUCGAAUCUCCCGUACUUCCGGCGCCCUCCGAUCACGUCAGAUUCAACUUUGCGAAAGCAUGUGUCGCAGCGCGUAAGCCAGGGCUUGGUCGAGAUAGUGAGGAAACUGUUGUACUCGCAUUCGGGACGGAAGGGGGCAGUGCAGUUUGUUUGGCGCGCAAAACAAGGAAGAAAGCGCUGUGGAAGGUAACCAAGUGA
Dacryopinax primogenitus is the source of this 1116-nucleotide messenger RNA. RefSeq lists its product as uncharacterized. The transcript is spliced from 5 exons. The record is from RefSeq and is a predicted model, not a curated record. Bases 1 to 1116 code for a protein of 371 amino acids. NCBI's taxonomy places the organism in Eukaryota, Fungi, Basidiomycota, Dacrymycetes, Dacrymycetales, Dacrymycetaceae.